UUUUUAUAUUAUAUAAGAUAAGAUAUAUCCCAAAAUAAUAAGUUGGGCAGCUGAACUAUAUUUGGAGCCAAACAUGGCAGAAGCUAUGUCCAGAAACUCCUCUAAUCUCAGGUUAUCAGGCAAAAUAGCCAUCAUCACAGGAGGUGCCAGUGGCAUCGGUGAAGCCACGGCGCAUGUCUUUGCUAACGAAGGCGCCAGCCAUGUUGUGAUUGCUGAUAUCCAAGAUGAACUUGGCAAUCAAGUAGCUACGUCCAUCGGCAACCAAAGGUGCACCUACAUCCACUGCGAUGUAGCAGACGAAGAUCAAGUCAAAAAUCUCAUUCAAUCAACGGUUAAUACUUAUGGACAGGUAGAUAUAAUGUUCACCAAUGCCGGAAUCUUUAGUCCAACCGAUCAAACUGUGUUGAAACUCGACAUGUCCCAACUAGACCGUUUAUUCACAAUCAAUGUUCGAGGAAUGGCAUUGUGUGUGAAACAUGCCGCACAUGCUAUGGUGGAGGGGCGCAUUAGGGGGAGUAUUGUGUGCACGGGGAGUGUUCACAGUAGUCAUGGAUUCCUGAGGUCAACGGAUUACACGAUGUCAAAGCACGCAGUAUUAGGGCUAAUGCGUGCAGCCAGUGUGCAACUGGCUGCACACGGAAUAAGAGUGAACUGUGUCUCACCGAAUGGACUAGCGACACCUUUGACUUGUAAAUUAUUAGGGGUGAGUAAGGAAAAGGCACAAGAGACUUAUAAGGGAUAUGCAAGACUUGAAGGAGUGGUGCUCACACCUAAGCAUGUGGCAGAUGUUGUAUUGUUUUUAGCUUCGAAUGAUGCUGAGUUUGUCACCGGCCUUGAUCUUAGUGUCGACGGUGGAUUUGCUUAUGGAAAAUAGUGUUUUAUACAACAAAAAAAUAAUCAAGGGAAUUAUGCAACUUUAUUUGAUAUGUUCAUUUUUCUUGUGCCACACAAGCAUGGACUAAUAUGAGCGAAAGUGAAAAAAAGAUUCGAUGAUGAAUUUGAUUGAGAUGCAGAAAAUCAUUCGCUUGUUGAUGGUCGUUAUACAACAAUUAACUCUUCCCCAAAUCUAUAAAUUGAAACUCUAAUUUUUCAAUCUCUAAAUCUACAGUCCAAAAUUUCAAAAUUUCUUCCAUUAACUAUCAACCAUUUCUUCC
This is a messenger RNA of Medicago truncatula (barrel medic), 1154 nucleotides long. Its product is annotated as (+)-cis,trans-nepetalactol synthase NEPS2. The transcript is spliced from 2 exons. The record is from RefSeq and is a predicted model, not a curated record. NCBI's taxonomy places the organism in Eukaryota, Viridiplantae, Streptophyta, Magnoliopsida, Fabales, Fabaceae. Bases 74 to 874 code for a protein of 266 amino acids. Gene Ontology annotation, molecular function: oxidoreductase activity.